Molecule: messenger RNA, 1776 nt
Organism: Xenopus tropicalis (tropical clawed frog)
Lineage: Eukaryota; Metazoa; Chordata; Amphibia; Anura; Pipidae
Gene: ramp1
Product: receptor (G protein-coupled) activity modifying protein 1
Exons: 3
Coding region: 44-490 (148 amino acids)
Biological process (GO): intracellular protein transport; regulation of G protein-coupled receptor signaling pathway
Cellular component (GO): membrane; plasma membrane
Molecular function (GO): coreceptor activity
Source: RefSeq, marked provisional
CUGUGAUGGACGCCUCCCUGUGAGAUACACCGGCAGCACAGACAUGCCACAGGGAUUCCUCCUCAACCCCCAGCACCUUCUAUGGAUCCUCCUAGCGUCUCCCUUAAUGGCGGUCGAAUGCUGUAAUGAGGCGCUGUACAGCCAUGUUAUGAACGAAUUCUGUUUGCAGCAUUUCGAGAUAGAAAUGGAAGAGCUGGGAAAGAAGCUGUGGUGUGACUGGGGAGAGACAGCGGGGAUGUAUGCAGACCUCACAAACUGUACAGUUAUUUUGGCUGAAAAUCUGGAUUGUUUCUGGCCUAACCACCUGGUGGAUCAUUUCUUCAUAGUUAUUCACAAGAAGUACUUCAGCAACUGCUCACUGACAGGACGCCUUCCAGCCGACCCUCCAUUCCCCAUUCUGUGUUCCUUCAUCUUUGUCCCUGUCCUCAUUACCUUGCUGAUGACGGCACUGGUGGUGUGGCGAAGCAAGCGGAGUGAAGGGAUCGUCUGACAGGCAUGGCACUUAAUCCUACUGUCACUCUUAAUUUCACCCCGUUCCUAAAGGCUUGAAGAAGGAAAUCAGGCCCAAUUCUUCAGUCUGUAUAGAGACAAGACUUCAGGCUUUGUAUUUAGAGGAAUAUCAUAGAUGCCCUUACUCAGCCCUUGCUUUGGGAUCAGUUCUGCUCGGCUGGAUCUCUUCUGGAAGCCAGGAACUCAAGGCCAACAAGCUGUCACUUUAGUGGACCUUCACGAGAUUCAAGACGCUUAAUGAGGUUAGGUUUGCUGGAAUGGAAAUGCCACAUAUGGAAAUCAAGAGCGAACUGCAAGACCCUAAACAUCUCAUUAAGCUGAAGAGAUUGUUAUCAUUAGUCUUUAGCAACACUUCAUAUCAGAUUAUGCAUCUUAUUCUGCUCUGAAGUGCGGGCCUUCUCAUUGGACAAACUUGUUGCCAUAGCAUAAACUGAGCUCAGUGGAGGCAGCCAUAUUGGGAGUAGCUCAGUAAUAAUUUGGAAACCUUUGAGCAAUGGACCACUUGAAAAGUUUGCCUAUAAUGGAAAAGCUAAUUAAUUACUUAGGAAUGUCUCAGAGCUUUACAUUUAUAGCAGCUACAGCAGCGUCAUAUCAUCUUGGAGCCAUGGACUUCUGUGCAGAUACAAAGUUUUGUUCAGGUGGAAGCUGCAUUAUCAGGGGACACAAACACUUUGCACCUGCUCCUCCAUAAAUUACCAAAAUACAUGCCAAAUCAUGCAGCUCAGGUCGAUGACCAGAGUUUAUUUAGAUAUGGCAGGAAAGCUUGCCGUCUGUUGGACAGAAAUAGAAAUAAAAUAAGUGUUUUUUCUUGUGUUCUUAUUCUUCAAUAGGCGCAAGGAGAAAUGCUCAUCCCAUCGUUUCCCUUUAACCAGAAUGGCCAGCUGGCCGUGUCAAAGCACAAGUUAUUCAUUUUACUUAAGUAGCAAUCUCUAACUGGAGGCCCACCAGCGGUCAGAGAAACAUUGACUGAUUUAUUAUAUUGAAUGAACCUUUCUGUUACACUCCCUGAGAACCUUCCCCAUGAUGCAGAAUAAAUGUAAAUGUUUUUUUAAUCAGUCAGUAAAAGACUUUAUAUACCUGGCUGUUUGACCAGUUCUAAUUCUCAGCAAUCAGAGGCAUAAGCACAUAUGAUGUUUACUAGUGGCGGGGUUGGCAUGCAACACCAAAGACCCGUGCCAGUUCCUCUCUUUGUGUCUCUUUUCCCACCCUUCCAAUUUUAUUGAUUUAUUUUCUCAAAAUAAAACAAGCAGAUUUCUUAAAAAUGUA